Molecule: messenger RNA, 1311 nt
Organism: Saccharomyces eubayanus
Lineage: Eukaryota; Fungi; Ascomycota; Saccharomycetes; Saccharomycetales; Saccharomycetaceae
Gene: HES1
Product: oxysterol-binding protein related protein HES1
Exons: 1
Coding region: 1-1311 (436 amino acids)
Biological process (GO): endocytosis; maintenance of cell polarity; piecemeal microautophagy of the nucleus
Cellular component (GO): intracellular membrane-bounded organelle; cytosol; membrane
Molecular function (GO): oxysterol binding
Source: RefSeq, a predicted model, not a curated record
AUGUCCCAACACGCAAAUUCAUCAUCCUGGACCUCUUUUUUAAAAUCGAUAAGUUCGUUCAAUGGCGAUCUGUCGUCCUUGUCUGCUCCUCCAUUUAUUCUUUCUCCUACAUCAUUGACGGAGUUCUCUCAGUACUGGGCUGAACACCCAGAUUUGUUUCUGGAGCCAUCGUUCAUUGACGGUGAAAACUACAAAGAACACUGUCUCUUUGAUCCAAAUGUGGAAUCACAGGAAGUGGCGCGAAUGUUGGCGGUGGUUAGAUGGUUCAUUUCUACUUUAAGGUCACAAUACUCUUCUAGGAACGAAUCGAUGGGUUCUGAAAAGAAACCUUUAAAUCCAUUUCUAGGUGAGGUAUUUGUUGGUAAAUGGCAAAGUGAUAAAAAUCCAGAGUUUGGAGAAACAGUACUUUUAAGUGAGCAGGUUUCACAUCAUCCACCAAUGACCGCAUUUUCAAUCUUUAACGAUAAGAAUGACGUUUCCCUUCAAGGUUACAAUCACAUUAAAACCGGUUUUACUAAGACUCUGACACUAACCGUCAAGCCAUAUGGACAUGUCAUUUUGAAAAUCAAAGACGAAACUUACCUGAUCACAACUCCACCUUUACACAUUGAAGGUAUUUUAGUUGCUUCCCCCUUUGUCGAACUAGGUGGUAGAUCGUUCAUUCAAUCAUCGAAUGGUAUGCUGUGUGUCAUAGAAUAUUCAGGUAGAGGGUAUUUUACCGGUAAGAAGAACUCAUUCAAGGCAAGAAUCUAUAAAAAUCCUCAAGACCAUAAACACAGCCAUAAAGAGGAUGCUCUGUACUUGAUUUCAGGACAAUGGUCAGGUGUUUCAACAAUUAUAAAAAAAGACUCGCAGGUUCCACACCAGUUCUAUGAUUCGUCAAAGACACCCGCCGAGCAUUUAAUAGUUAAGCCAAUCGAGCAGCAGAAUCCUUUGGAGAGCAGAAGAGCUUGGAAAGACGUGGCAGAAGCAAUUAGAUCGGGCAAUAAUAGUAUGAUAAAGAAAACUAAGGAAGAGCUAGAAAAUGCACAAAGAGCUUUGAGAGAACAGGAAGCUGCGAAAGGUGUUCAGUGGCAAAGAAGAUGGUUUAAACAAGUAAACUACUCCAAAGAAGACGAAUCCAGUGAUGCAGAAAAGCCAAGCGACAAUGAUAUUUUCAGAAAGUUGGCAUCGACACUUCAGCUCUCUGAGAAAAAUGUGCCAAGUGGAACGUUAAUCGGCGCUAAGGAUGAUAAAAAGGACGUCUCAACCGCAUUGCAUUGGAGAUUUGACAAAGAUUUGUGGGCGAAAGAGAAGGAGAUUAUUAUAUAA